AUAAUUUACUGUGAUAGUUUUUUUUCGUUAUUUUAGCUUAUAUAUAUAUAUAUUUUUUCCCUCUGUACACAAACCAAUAUCACUGAUUUAUCUGAUCUAAAUCCAUCUACAUCAUCCAAGAGCAUACUUUUACCCCUUCCCACCCAAAUAAUAAAAAAGGAAAAAUGACAACUCAACCACUUCUGCGACUUCCCAAGGCCGAUGACUUCAUUAAGAAGUGCUCUGUUAACGACAACGAAUUCCUGCCCUCAGAUUGCACCUUUGUUAAAUGCUUGGGCUACUUCUUGAAGAAAUGGUUUAUCGAGCGGAUUUGGAAAAAGGGUGGCGUGAUGUUAACCAAAACCUCGAAGAAGACGUGUGGUAUCAACGACCUUUCAAUUUUUGAGCGAUUCCCUGAGGACGACUCCCUGAUACCUUUCUUCUUUAAUACGAAUUCCACGAAGACGCCGACUAAAGACUCAGUUAAACCGAAUGAGGGCUCCACUUCCGUGGAAAAGACGAUUGUGAAUAGAUCGCCACUGUCUAAACAUGCGAAAGCGGUGCGUCUAAUUUUCGUUUUGCUGCUUUCCCUAAUGUUUCUUUCCUUUACCAUGAUGAUGUCCUACAACGUGUGGCUCUACAUAAAGUACUGCCAUGUGCGAAAUAAGAACAGUGAUCCCACCGGUGUUUCUUUUUUAAAAGAAAAUAGGAAAUCCCAACCAGUUCCGAGGAGUGCUUCCGAACGUCGAUGCUCUCGUCACCCGUCUCUUUCAGAGCCAUUUAGCAUCAACGAGAUCACCACAGGAACGUCAACUAAUUCAAUGCCUUCGAAAUCCUAUUGUUUAUAACUUGACGUAAAUGUAAAACACUCCGAAGUAUAGCUCCAACGGCCGCCCCGAAGCGCGGCAGACAGAUCUAAUAUGACUAUCCUUUAAAUUACUUUACCUCCUUUUUUUAUAUAUAUAUAUAUAUAUACUUGUACUGAACUUACUGUUUUAUUGUAUAUUCCAUGCUAAAUUGGUAUAUAUAGCUAUUCUAAUUUUAUUCUCACUACUACAAUUGAAGGUUAUAUAUGUUAACUUAGUAGGUUUUUUUUUAUUAAUUGUGUAUUUUUAUUUAUGUGUUUCUUUUUAUUCUAGAAUCUGAAAAGAGUUUCAAAGGUAAAUGAAAGAAAAUAAAUGAAACUGCAAGUACCCUUAUACAUUUUUAUAUAUAUAUUUUUUUAUCUGAA
Phytomonas sp. Hart1 is the source of this 1210-nucleotide messenger RNA. The record is from the annotation of a GenBank genome assembly. NCBI's taxonomy places the organism in Eukaryota, Euglenozoa, Kinetoplastea, Trypanosomatida, Trypanosomatidae.